CUGCCAGCAUUUGAGCAUUCUUCUUGUUCACCAUCUUUCAUAUUCUUGCGAUAUUGUGUUUAUUCAGCUCCAUCGAUCACGUAGUUGAUACGUCCAAGAAAGUAUUCCAGACCAGCGGUCAUGAACACCGGACGAAAGUCAAACAAUGAACUACUGUUUAUAAACUUCAACCAAGACUUCAGCUGCAUAUCAGUUGGAACACGACAUGGCUACAAGAUCUAUAACUGUGAUCCCAUUGGCAAAUGCUAUGGAAAAACCGAGGGAGGAAUCGGAAUAGUGGAGAUGCUUUUUUGUACAAGCUUGGUUGCAUUGGUUGGCGCGGGGGAACAGCCGGCGUUUUCUCCUCGACGACUGCAGAUUACAAAUACCAAGAGACAAUCCACCAUUUGCGAACUGACGUUUGUCACGGCCAUUCUCGCCGUUAAACUAAACCGAAAGCGUCUGGUCGUGGUGCUAGAAGAGCACAUCUACAUUUACGACAUUAGCAAUAUGAAACUUUUACACACAAUCGAUACUAGCCCCAACCCUAAUGCACUCUGCGCUUUGUCACCAUCCUCCGAUAAUUGCUACCUAGCUUAUCCGCCAAAUACGUCUGGUGCGGCGGGUGAAUUAUUGAUAUUCGAUGCAAUAAACCUUCAAGCUAUCAAUAUCCUCCAAGCACAUAAGAGUCCAUUGAGUUGUAUUGCAUUCAAUUAUGACGGAACAAUGGUGGCAACUGCUAGUGAUAAGGGGACGGUAAUCAGAGUCUUUGCGGUACCGACCGGUCAAAAGCUCUUUCAGUUCCGAAGGGGAACAUAUCCUGCUCGCAUCUAUUCAAUUUCAUUUAACCUUGACAACACAUUACUAUGUGUCUCGAGUGCGACAGAUACUGUUCAUGUCUUUAAGCUUGUAUCUGAAGAGGAACGGGAGGCAGCCGCACAAAUGGAGCGAAGACAUAGUUCAGGACAAAGAAAAAACAGCAUGAUAAGUUCACUAAAAGCGCCAAUUGCCACCGUUGCGGGCUCCGUAGGCUCUUACUUUCUACCGGACAUGCUAACUGAAAUGUGGGAACCCACGCGAGACUUUUGCUUUGCCAAACUGCCAUCAACAAGCAAAGGAGCGCAAAACAUCUGCGCUAUUAGUGAGCAAAUACUUAUGGUGGUUACCGCAGAAGGUUACUUUUAUCAGUUUAAAAUAAACACUGAAGAUGGCGGUGAGUGCACUCUUGUCAAGGAAUAUCCCCUAUUAGAGGGUGAGGGAGAUAUCAAGGCGAAUGCCGCUGGUGGACAAUGACUGGAUUGAUUGCGUAUACGGGUUCGAUUAGGAGCGCAAAAAUGUUUAUAUUGUGUUGUUUAUGCUUAGGUCGCCUUUGUUAUUUUGUACUUUUCUGGAGAUGCGUAGAUAAUAAUGUGAUACUUUGCCGCUGUACCUGGA
Messenger RNA from Spizellomyces punctatus DAOM BR117, 1413 nucleotides. RefSeq lists its product as uncharacterized. The record is from RefSeq and is a predicted model, not a curated record. The transcript is spliced from 7 exons. The coding region runs from base 121 to 1272 and encodes 383 amino acids. Lineage: Eukaryota; Fungi; Chytridiomycota; Chytridiomycetes; Spizellomycetales; Spizellomycetaceae. Gene Ontology annotation, cellular component: phagophore assembly site membrane; cytosol; fungal-type vacuole membrane. Gene Ontology annotation, molecular function: phosphatidylinositol-3-phosphate binding; phosphatidylinositol-3,5-bisphosphate binding; protein binding. Gene Ontology annotation, biological process: autophagy of mitochondrion; nucleophagy; protein localization to phagophore assembly site.